AUGGAGCACGUUGGCAAGAUCAUCUUCUACGAGGACAGGAACUUCCAGGGCCGCUGCCAUGAGUGCAGCAGUGACUGUCCUGAGCUCAGCCCCCACUUCUCCCACUGCAACUCCAUCCGGGUGGACAGUGGGGCCUGGGUGUUGUAUGAGAGACCCAACUACAUGGGCUACCAGUACAUCCUGAUGAAAGGAGACUAUCCUGACUUCCAGCGCUGGAACGGCUUUAACGACACCAUCCGCUCCUGUCGCAUUAUCAGACAUCUGUCCUCCACAAACAGAAUUCGCAUCUAUGAACGUCCGGACUUUAGCGGCCAGAUGCUGGAGUUUUGUGAGGACAUGCCCAACCUGCUGGACCGCUGGCAUUUACAUGAGGUUCACUCCGCCCAUGUACUAGAUGGUUCCUGGGUCUUCCAUGAGCAUCCCAACUACAGGGGGCGCCAGUACCUUCUGGAGAGGGGCAAAUUCAGGAGGCACGCCGAGUGGGGGGCCCUGCAGCCCUCAGUGGGAUCCAUUCGUCGUGUCCUGGAAUUUUAG
Molecule: messenger RNA, 534 nt
Organism: Myripristis murdjan (pinecone soldierfish)
Lineage: Eukaryota; Metazoa; Chordata; Actinopteri; Holocentriformes; Holocentridae
Product: gamma-crystallin B-like
Exons: 3
Coding region: 1-534 (177 amino acids)
Biological process (GO): lens development in camera-type eye; visual perception
Molecular function (GO): structural constituent of eye lens
Source: RefSeq, a predicted model, not a curated record